CUAAGACCUGUUCAUGUGCUGUAACUUGUAUGUUAGUUGUUAUGCCUGAAGGGUGUAUGUAAAAAUUCCUGAACUAAAACUGAUCAGCUCUUUUUCUUUUUUCUCCCUUCUUUUUCUUAAAAGGGAAAUUGCUAGUUUGACAAAGUUCAAAGAUUGAGUUUGUGGGGUUCAAUUUUAUAGUGUGUGAAGUAAUGUCACAAAGUUUUGAAACAUACUAUUCCUUCACUUGGUUUUUGGAGUUGUGUUAGUGUGGUAACACAGAACUCAUAUAGGAAUCUUUCUUUCUGAAACUUGUUUUGUGCUAAUUAGACAAGCUUUGAGUUGGAAAAAAAAGUAUUAAAGUAGUUACUUCAAGUGGUUGACCUUGAGGAAGAAGAAACUAACAUCACCAUGGAAAUGGAAGGGAGGGGAUUCUCUGGCUUGUACAAGAACACAAGUGAUGAGUUGUUCCUCAAGACUGUGAUUGAGAGCCCUAUUGGAAUGCCAGUUCCGACCAUGGAGACCUUGGGAUUCAAGAAUGUUUCUCAAAGCUUUCGCGUCGACAGCGAGGAGCUCUUCAAACGCUGGCUAACUAAUGGAGAGGUUUAUAAUUCAUCAAGCAUGGGACUUAACAGGCGAUUAUCAAAGAGGGUGUCCACAGAACUUGCCAAUGUGUCUAAUCAGCAGCAUGUUAGUGUAAUUUCAGAAGAAAGAAGCAAUGACAAAUCAUAUGUACAAACUAAUAACCCUUUAUCCAAUGAUGUUUCAGGUGACUUUAAUUUUCCAGUCAGAGAUCCUGCAGAUAGAGAACUGCAACCUGGUAACUUGUUCCUGGCCAAGGCAUGGUUUCUUAGUGAUCAAAGAAUGACUAGGAGCCGGUCAUCCGAAUUGAGGAGGAGGUAUGCUGAAAUGCAAAAUGCGCAGGCAGCACAAAGUAUCGAAUCUAUGUGCAUGAUGCCUCAACAUGUUGAUGGUAUUGACACUAUGAAACAAGAAGCAGCAAAUUUAAAUGGUAUUGAUUAUCACUCGAUGUAUGAGCUUCCAAACCAGCAGCGAUCAUUCAUGACUCCAUCCAACUCAUCUUCAUCUACCUUCAAGACACUUCAAUUCGGUGAUGCAGAUAAAGUUUCAUCUUCUGUCAGCAUACUAAAAGACACUCUGCAACGCAAGAGAGCCGAGAAGGAAGCCGCAGAUAAAAGCCUAAAUGGAAUCUUUUGUCCUCAAGAACCUGUUUUCCAAACUAGUUUUCUUGAAGGACAAGAAAAUUGGAGUCAUCAGAAGCCAGUGAAUGUUCAAGCUAUGUCCAAUGGCCAAGUUGAUCACGGAGUCCUGCAAACGCUCGAAGGAUCGAUGAACUUUGUUAUGGAUAGCUUUGCUAAUCAGACAAACCAAAUGUAUAUAGGGACAGCUUCACAAGAACCUUCUCAAAGUGAAUCCUCUGCUGCUGCACCUGUUGUCUCCUCUGGUUUAGAUGCUUGUGAAGGUCCCAGCAAUUCAAAUCAAACUCUUGGCGAAAGCUCAUGGAAACAAGUGGGAGUGAGUAAAAGUUCAGAGAAUACUCAAAAUAAAGUCAAAGGUUUCAGAGAACAGAUAAUGGAUAAUCUCAAAGAUGAUCGGAAGAGGAGAAGUCUAGACAGAUAUGGAUCUGUAUCAUCAGCAGUCUCAGAGGAAAAAGUAGACACUACAAAAAAGCGCAGGGUGGAACGUUCAAGGAAAAUGGCUGAGGCAAAGGAAAGAAACUUAACACCAUCAGUUCCCUCGGACAUGCAAGCUGUCUUGAAGCGGUGCGAGACCCUUGAAAAGGAAGUCCGGUCGCUAAAACUUAAUCUGUCCUUCAUGAAUAGGAAGGAUUCUGAACAGACAAAACAGAUAGAAGACCUUCAGAAGCAGAACGAAGAGUUGGCAGACGAAAAAGAGCGCCUCCUAGAAGAGAUUGAAAGAAUGUUAUCAGAAAAUGGAAAAAUCUAAUGCUUAUGUAUCUCAUCAUAGUUAAGUUAUGGGGGACAGUUUAGGCCUACCCCUGAUAAAUAGUGAACCUCUGAAAUCUAUUUGCAAAAUAUUCCGUAAAUCUCAUAUUGAUUUUGUAACUUGUAAAAUCUAACUGUUAUUUGAGAUUUGAGAAGUGCAGAUUAGGAUAUCAUAUUGCUAAUGAA
Arachis stenosperma is the source of this 2132-nucleotide messenger RNA. RefSeq names its product protein CYCLOPS-like. The record is from RefSeq and is a predicted model, not a curated record. Gene Ontology annotation, biological process: arbuscular mycorrhizal association. Gene Ontology annotation, cellular component: nucleus. NCBI's taxonomy places the organism in Eukaryota, Viridiplantae, Streptophyta, Magnoliopsida, Fabales, Fabaceae. The transcript is spliced from 10 exons. Gene Ontology annotation, molecular function: sequence-specific DNA binding. Bases 391 to 1947 code for a protein of 518 amino acids.